Molecule: messenger RNA, 1556 nt
Organism: Pararge aegeria (speckled wood butterfly)
Lineage: Eukaryota; Metazoa; Arthropoda; Insecta; Lepidoptera; Nymphalidae
Product: paired box protein Pax-6-like
Exons: 10
Coding region: 78-1556 (492 amino acids)
Biological process (GO): regulation of transcription by RNA polymerase II; anatomical structure development
Molecular function (GO): DNA-binding transcription factor activity, RNA polymerase II-specific; RNA polymerase II cis-regulatory region sequence-specific DNA binding
Source: RefSeq, a predicted model, not a curated record
UGCUGUUGCAAUAACUUGGAUUCUAGUGAACUAAGCAAAAUAAGGGCGCCACCAUAGAAGAGUACGGGGUGUACACCAUGCUGCCGGCGCAGCAGCUGGCGCCCAUCAGCCCAUGGCCCCCAGACGCCAUGCUAGACCGCAUGGAUGACCUGGCGCACAAAGGUCACAGCGGUGUUAACCAGCUCGGCGGGGUGUUUGUAGGAGGCAGACCGCUGCCUGACUCCACGAGGCAGAAGAUUGUGGAGUUGGCGCACUCGGGGGCGCGGCCGUGCGACAUUAGCAGGAUCCUGCAGGUCUCGAACGGCUGCGUGUCCAAGAUAUUAGGCAGGUACUACGAAACGGGGUCGAUUCGACCUCGGGCCAUCGGAGGCUCAAAGCCCCGUGUGGCCACAGCGGAAGUAGUCAGUAAGAUAGCCCAGUACAAGCGCGAAUGCCCUUCAAUCUUCGCCUGGGAGAUCAGGGACCGCCUGCUUAGCGAAGGAGUCUGCACUUCGGAUAAUAUUCCUAGCGUGUCCUCAAUCAACCGAGUACUCCGAAAUCUAGCAGCCCAAAAGGAGAAGUCCAGUAGCCAGCAAUCACCGACCGACUGUUCCACGCCGGUAUACGAGAGGUUACGACUACUGGGCACACCGGGGUCUGCGCCCGCGUGGCCGAGGACUCCGUGGCCGACGCAAAUAGACACACGGACACCACCCUACCAGCUGCACAGCUUAAGUCCUGGGCCACAAGCAAUUGCGUGCAACGGCACUGAACUACCGAUAUUAAAAAAGGGUGAGGAGCAGCUGGAAGGUUUGGAAGCUCUGCACUCGGACGAAACUGGUUCAGGAGACAACUCCAACGCUGGGUCCAGCGGCGCAGACGAAGACGCCGCAAGGAUGCGCCUCAAGAGAAAGCUUCAACGCAACCGGACCAGCUUUACCAACGAGCAGAUUGACAGCCUCGAGAGAGAAUUCGAAAGAACCCAUUAUCCAGACGUAUUUGCCAGGGAGCGACUGGCCGCCAAAAUAGGUCUUCCCGAAGCUAGAAUACAGGUGUGGUUCUCGAAUCGGCGCGCGAAGUGGCGUCGCGAGGAGAAGAUCCGCAGCCAGCGCCGCAGCCCCGACUGCUACGGGAGCACGCAGGCUUCGCACGGGCACGGACAUGGGCACGGGCCGGCGCACGGGCAUGGGCCGUCGCACGGACAUGGGCACGCGCACGCACCGCCCUCGCUACCCGCACUGCCCGUGCCGCCGCACGCACAGCACGCACCGUACCAGCCGCCGCUCAAUGUUGACACCUACAGUCCGCUCACCCCUAUGGGCUACAGCGCCAGCGGGAUGGUGGGAGACACGGCGGUGUGCGAGAGUGGGGACUCGGAGCUGUGCAAGGGCGGCUUUUUGGGCUAUCCACGUUACGAGCUACCCUACCGCCAGCCGCAUCCUUACGGCAACCACGGCUACCAACACGAGCCGGCCUCGCCUCCACCGGAGCUGGGCGGUCUCCUGGGCGCAGGCGUUUCGGUCCCUCUAGCAGUUCCCGGACAGGACUCCCAGCAGUACUGGUCGCGUCUGCAGUGA